AUGCAAAUUUUACAGCCGGUCGUUGUGUCGCGGCCAUCGCUGCUCACCGCGAUUAUGCAUCAGUCUCCGCCAUUGACUGGUCACCCUGCCAAGACAAUAGACACAGGAAGGACUGACUCGCCACCAGCACUUCGACGGUUACCUAUUGAACCAACUGGUCCUUCUUUGACAACUCCACAGGACGAUGAUGGCAGUGAAAAUAUUCAGACGAUGCGCGCUCUUCGUAUUCCAGAUUCCAAUCCCGGCGCUGCAACGUCCUCAUCCUCCUUUCCUAAUGCAUUAUCACCUACUACUACUCAAGGGAAUAUGCUGGCGGAUGAGCUCGACGAGUCGCUCAAAGUCUAUGUGUACUGGGAGCAUAAACAGAAAAGCACCACGGCCAACGCGGUUCUCAAUCGACAACCUAAUGCUCAUUCAUCAUUAGGACAAUCUCACGAGAUUCACCUAUGGAAUCAGUGCUUUGAUAGCGAAACGUGGGAAUAUCACGUUAAGGGUUGGCAGCAUUGA
This is a messenger RNA of Penicillium brevicompactum, 507 nucleotides long. Its product is annotated as DUF1752-domain-containing protein. Bases 1 to 507 code for a protein of 168 amino acids. The record is from RefSeq and is a predicted model, not a curated record. Lineage: Eukaryota; Fungi; Ascomycota; Eurotiomycetes; Eurotiales; Aspergillaceae. The transcript has a single exon. Gene Ontology annotation, biological process: negative regulation of transcription by RNA polymerase II; regulation of nitrogen utilization; mitochondria-nucleus signaling pathway. Gene Ontology annotation, cellular component: cytoplasm.